Molecule: messenger RNA, 8583 nt
Organism: Strongylocentrotus purpuratus (purple sea urchin)
Lineage: Eukaryota; Metazoa; Echinodermata; Echinoidea; Camarodonta; Strongylocentrotidae
Exons: 13
Coding region: 777-4091 (1104 amino acids)
Source: RefSeq, a predicted model, not a curated record
AAAUUAGGCUAUGCUUCAAAAAAUCUGCUGACACGAAUCAUGAGUAAGUAGCCUUAAUUUACAUAAUUUCAAAAGUCCCACCUGUGUGACAAUGUGUCUGCAUUCAUAGACUAGCAUAACAGGGAAUUCCCCUGACUCCCAUGAAUGCUGGCUUCUGAUUGGUCAAGAGUUUGUACUGCAAGCUGUAGUUUCAGAGAAUUAGAAAGCAAUGGGAUUGCAGAGAAAGCUAUUUUCAUCCUUCUCCGGAUCCAGUUGAUUUAUUUCAGACAUUUCCCUCAUUACAAACGUAAGUAAAUCAGUUUUUACUGUAAUAAACAUCUUCUUAACUAUUUAGGCAUAUUGUAAUUUCAAUGAUGAUAUGUACACUUGCUAAGAACAAACCAAGAGUCAGUCCCACCCUAGCCUGACCAGACGCCGUGCGUAGCACGGCGUCUGACCUCCUCCCAUACCGCCAGUACAGUGAACGGCCAAUUCUAGAAUUUCUACAUUUAAAAAAAAACAUUUUAAAUUAACGCAAUUAAUUAUUUUGGAACUAUACUCACAUUUGGCUAUGCCACGUUGCUGUGCGCAUCCAUUGUCAUCUUUCUUGAUAUCUGAUAGUGAGGUUUUACUGAUUUAAUGCAACAAAUUAACCUAAAACUUGGUCCUUGGUGAUCGCACUAAAAUUCCAAAAUAGUAGCUUCACGAAACAUACGUAUUGCGCAUGCGCAACCGGAAGUGCGAGCACGUGUGCGUUCAAUGUGUUACGGAAAGCUUGUCGUCUGCUGCAGGCUAAAAUGGAGGGAACUAUUUCUUCUUGCAUCAAUUGUAAACAAAAUUUUACACCAAAAAACAAAGGCUUUUAUCGUCAUCAAGUCAAAACAACCACCUCGCCAAGAACAUUCACGGCUAUUUUUAGGAAGCCACCUUCGUUUUAUGAACUGAAUGUUUUUAUUUGUAGACGGUGCUACAGGUUCCUCGUCAGUCAAACAAGGCCAGUACAGAGUAGGAAAAGGACCGCCCGACGGACGCUGCAUCAAGCCGGAUCCCCUGGACAAAGUCCUCAACGAGUACAUGAAGAGUCGGAGGAAUAUGAACAUUCAUCACCUGGACUUUCAACUCCAGCUGCAAAGCGACCCGCGCAUUUUCCGACGCCUGACCUCCAUGCACCAAGACCUAACGGAUCCGUGGAGGAAGCGCAGGACACUCCGCAUGAAUCAUGUCUUCUUGUGCAACAUGACCAUGAUUACACGCCCUCGCGAGAAAUACUGAGGCCAGGUGACGGUGAAUUCGCAGAAGGAGAAAGAUGUAUAUCGUCACCAAAUGAUCAAGUAGAUGCUCACGUGCAGACAAACCUUCCGCCAUCAUCGCCAUCAUCAUCUCUUCUAGACGCAGAACCAUCAAUGAGCAUUGAACUCAACGAUGAGCUUCCGUCUCUCUUUCCUGAAUCUGGUUCGAGACCAACCACUGCAAAGGAGAGGGCUGUAGCGAGUGUCGAAAAUUCGCAAUAUCGCCUCGCAUUCAGACAAUUAUGUGGGAAUUAUCCAGCAGCAAAGAAGGCACUGUUACAGGUCACGCAAGAGAUGAUCCGGGAAGAAGUGAAAGCCAUUAAGCGAUCCGGAAGCGCCUUGAGCCAGCCAGUGACAAUUGGAAAUGUCGCAGAAUUCAGCUGGGAGGAUCUUGUAGAGGACACCGAGAAGAUUAUGCCACUCUCAAUCAGUUGCAUCUCGGCAAUGAUGCCUUCGGUCAAAGGGGCCAAGAGAGGAAGAACAAAAGGAAAGAAAGGCUCUCGGAGGGGACUAUCCGAUAAAGAGGCAAAGGAAAUCAUCGACCGCAGAAUGGGAAUUAUACUAGCCAUGGCAUUAUACACCCACUCGCCACGCAGCUUCCAAUUUGUCCAGGCGACCAUGGGAAUAGAACUGUGGCGCCAAGGAGUGUCCCAGAAAGUCUUCCGGACGCUCAAUCACAGUGGCAUCACCAUGGGAGCAGAGCGCGUCAGGUUCCAUGUCGAUAGAAUGGCGGAAAAUCAUGACCAACAACUUAAAGAGUGGAAGUGUACAAUUGAGGAAGCGCCGAGCAUGACAAUACGUCGGAAGCUAAAGUUCAUUACCGGUCCUCCUACAUUUGGACUCUGUAUUGACAACGUGCAGAAGGGAUGUGAAGCAAAACAUCAAGGCAGAACACAUAGCAACAAAUUCCUCCUUCAGACGAUGUGCUACGCGGCAAGGGACAGGGUGCCAGCUUCUUCGUCAUCCUCGACAGUGAGCGAUGCAGAGGACUUAGACCCGUUUAGCUUCUUGCCCUCACCGGAAGUCUUCAACCGCCAGCGAAUGCGCUUAGUAGAUGUGGUAUCGAACAUCAUGGGGAGGCAUAUGGGCUUUUUAGAGAGCUUAUCUCCUGACCUUCCCAUCACACAAGAACACGCACAAACAGCUGCCAUGGCUAAGAAGUCUGAAAUGGUAACAAUUGGAGUUGUGAACGCCAAUCCUAGUACCACGCAGGGGACAAUUUCAGUCCUGGAGCGCCUCCAGACCUAUGUGCCUGUUACCGAAGGAACACCAACACAGACCCUCGUCAGUGGCGACGGGCUGACAAUCGAACGCAUAUUACACGCCCAGAGAGCGCGAAGUAACGGGGAACGAUGGGAGGACAGACUCGACGCAUUCUUUGCAACACCUCAGGAGUUCCACAAGGAGAUCCUCCUAUUGCAGGACUCGAACAAUGUGUUCUUCAGAGGUCAAAGUAUUUCUGCACGAGGAACACUUGCACAACUGAAAUGCGACUUCAAUCACCAUUCCUUCAAAAAAGACGUGAUGCAAAAUGUUCAGCAUGUCUGGGAUAUGUACGAGUUCGUGACCGAGGCGUACACUCUCCUUUGUGCAUUGAAGUUCUGUGGAACGUCAUCCCUAAACGACAUCCCUGAUAGUUUCCCUGCUAAAGGAACGACAGAGGAACAACUCCAAUGGGUAAAGAGUGUGGCACAACAAGUUGUGGACUACAUAUACCAGGAGCCCGAUAAGUCAUCAGUUCAAGUAGCUGCAGAAGCAUACAAGAAUGAGGCCUCUGAAGGAACAGAUGAUGCACUAGGCUAUUGCCUCUGCAAAUCUGAAAAGAAUGACGACAUGGUGCUGUGUUGCAGUUCAACAUGUCACAAGGCUUGGUUUCACCUUAGUUGUGUUGGGUUGACAGCUGCUCCAGACAAAGAGAAAGACUGGUAUUGCAGCGCCGACUGUGAGAGUGGUCCGAGUUACAUCUACUGUGUGUGCCAGCGGAAAGUCGAUCCAGAGGGCAACACAAACAUGGCGCAGUGCGCAUUGAAAGGAAACUGCAGGGGUCAUGAAUGGUAUCACCACAGAUGCAUUGGUCUUCAGUUGACUGAUCUCUUACCCGAGAAGUGGUAUUGCAGUGAAGAAUGCGCCCUUGAUUCUCAAAACGACGACCAUGUGCUGAACCACAGUAGAGCUCUCGUUCUGGAAGGAUUGCGACAUCUAGCCAGGAGAGCAGCAGUUCGGGCUGGAAAUGGACCAGUCAUGGUUGAAGACUGGAAAAUCGAUCUCAUAACUUUCUGGUCAAAGAGACACCCAAAGUACCUCAUCAAUGCCCACUACUUUUUAGCAUGUAUCGGUGGAUUUGCUCCUUCUGACAUCAGGAACAAUUUGAUCUGGAACAGAGUCAUCAAUGUCACUGGCAAGCCCGGAGGAAACAUAGGGAUGGACCUUGGUACUGAGCACAUUAACAUGGACUACAAGGGUAUGAUCGACUUCGCUCAUGGAAAUGUGACUGAGAAACACGCGCAGAGAUGUGCCAAGAUGUCAGGACCAUUUGGUAGGUACCUGGAUAUCAUGUUCAGUGAUGCCGGGAUCGUCUCCAUGAAGACGCCAACUAGGAAGAAAGCAGAGGAUGUAUACAAACAAGAUGUUGCAUUGUUUGUGGAUGAGAACGAUGGAUUUGGACUGUUUGAAUACUUGCCCUUCAGACAACACAAAGGCUUUGAAGGGUUCGACCAUAAAGAGGUGUUGCGAAAUCCAAAGAACCUUGGUAAAAAGCUGAAAGCACUUUCUACGAGAAUGGAUGCACAGCGUCGCAGUGUUAAAUUGUGCACUGACUCAUAGAAAUGGAUACAUGCUAUGGGUCCCGUAUUACUUAGCACUGUCGCAAACUGAGCAGCAUGACAUCACCUGUACAUUGUCCUUUUCCAUGCCAUGCACGAAGAGCGUGUUCAACACCGAUUUCCGGAUGCAGCGGGAUGAUUGGACAAGGUCCCUCAUGUCUUCAUCAACCCAUCUCUUGUUGACUGAAAAGGGUGGCAGAUACAUAAUGGCUUUUCCGGGUCUUCCAUCCCUCGCGCAUCGGCCUGUUUCUUGCCAAUAGCAGAGGACAUCACUAGGGCAUCCCCAGUGGAUAACCUGAUCAAUGUCGGCGAUGUCGACACCCAAACCGAAUGCUAUUGUUGCUACAACGCAGCGCAGCUUAGAACCUUCGGUGGAAAAGUUACGACAUAUUCGUUCCUGACUCUUUGAGUCCGUUGAUGCGUGGUACAUUUCGAUCAGUCUACUUUCCACACUGCAAGACUGCCCUGGUCCUGGAGCAUGGGCGGACUCGGCGAGGCUUUCGUUGAGCCAUGUGUAGAGUUCAGCAACGUGGUCGAUUUGUCUGAAAGAACAAUACUUAGUGACAUUAUUAAGGAUAUUGAAGCUAAUCCACGUGUGCCUCUUUUAAGAUCCAGUCAACAAUAGUGAAAGUGAUAUAAAUUGUAACUGAACGGAAAACCGUUUAUUGAGCAAAGUAACGAUUAACCGUAACUCCUUAUGAAAUUGACCCCUUAUAAUGUGAACAUAAUUCUUUAUAUUGCAAAACGUUAAACGUAAGAAUGAACGCAUCGCUGUCAUAAAGAUUCGCCUAAAGUUUUGACAUACUAGUUAAUUGAAAAUGAAAACCUUCAUAAAACUUAAUUCCGUAAGAAAAAUGAAAAUUGCGUUUUAAAAUUUAUUUACCGUGCAUAAAUGAUGGUUUUUGCAGCAUCGACACCCUUCUCCUUUAAUUCAUCCAAGUACCAUCCAAUGGCUUCAAACUUGUCCUUCACCGGAACCACUGAUAGAUGAAUGUUUGGUCUGUGGAUAGAACAAUUAAAGGUACAUGAACUCAGUCAUAUCCACAGAGCUAUUCAUAUAUUCCUUAAAAGUCUCCUUACACACAAGAUUUCAUUAAAUGUCCGUAUGUAGCCUAAUAGUUUAUGACAUUAUGACUCUCUGCUGUAGACAAUUAAUGUGCCUCAACUGAUAACGAGUAUUACACAGGUUUCUGUCCGAUUUAAAGUUCUGUCAAUUCCCUUAUGAUUCAUUUAUGAUAUUCAAAAGGGCCUAUCCGAGUAAUUAUGAAACCCUGGACCCUGUGGUAUAAAAGCUGAUAUCAAACCCAAUUCAGCAACUCAAACAUAAGUCUCGAAAUUCGCGAUUUUGAUUGGCUAAUACCCUGAUACCGGACUCAUGUUUGAAUUCCUAACAAACAAAACAAAAUAUAACAAAUAAAUAAAUUAAAUGAAAGAGAAUAAUAACAAUGAAAGUAACAACAAUAAUAGUCAUCGACAUCAUAAUAAUGAUAAUUAAAAAAUAAUAAUAAUAAUAAUAAUAACAACAAUAAAAAUAAUAAUAAUCUAAUGUUAAUAAAUGCAUAAAUAAAUACAUAAAGAUAUUGACUGCAUUUUACUGAUAUUUUGUAUCAUGCAGAAUGUAGAUUUGCGAGCGCGCAAGUUCUCCUUCCGCCCCCUGUUGAACCCUGUCCCUAUUAAAAUCUUUGAUAUACCCCUGAUCACUCUUAACCAUAUUUAUUAUUUAUAAAUGUUCCUAGUCGCAACCCUGCAGGGCUGUAUUCUUAUUUUGUUUUUGCUGUCUGAUUUUCAUUUUCCUUUAAGAUUUCUCACAUAAUUAUUAUUACAAUAAGGGAAGAGAAGUUCAGUAGUAGAUACUAUGUAUGUAUACUAUGAUCAUGAUCAAUUGACUUGAAGAAAUCAUUAAUAAUGAUCAUUCACAUUAACUGCUUAUGAUGAUAAGGUAUAACCAACCUGUUGGGAAUAGCGGCGAAUAUUUCUACUUCUUCCCUGCGGAGAUUCAGGUUUUGAAGUAUUUCUGUGACCAUUCUGUUUGUUGCCGUGGCUGUAAGAAGCAUUAUAGGGCAUGCCAGCCUGGAUGUCAAAGAUGUGGUCCGGAGGUACUCCUCCCUGAAUGUAAGACCCCUGUAAGAUGAACACAAAUGAUUGGUAAAAUUGACUCGUUUGACCUAUUUACCUAUCAGUGAAUGUUGUGAAUUUGAUAAUGUGUAAUUAUGGUUUAUAAUUAGUGUCUUCAUGUGAAAGUGCACAUCCCACUGUGCAUGAGUGAAGUAAACUGAGCUCAGAAAACGUAGCUCCUUGUUAAUAUUUAUGAAAAUGACAUUGGUGCAGAGUAUAUGUAUAGGCCUUCAUUAUGUAAACGAUGAAGAGGAAAUACCUAUUUUGUCUUAUAUGAAUAUGUCACAUUUUGAAGGCGCAUUUUGCAAACUCGCUUGCUGUUUAAGACUUUCACGCAGCUUCAUAAUGCAGAGCUAUCUUGAAUGGGCCCAUGUAAUCACAUGAUUAGCAGAAACAAAAGUGAUAAGCUUUUAAAAGACAUGUAUUUUGUAUGAUAAUGGCUUGAAAUAUAUAAAUAAUUUUCAAGAACAUGCCAUUUUGUAAAGCAGUGAACCUCAUCUAGCACCAGCAACGAAAUCCUGUUUUGAAACUUCCGCACCCAUUGCCACCACUUAGGGGACAGGAUGGCCUCCGGGGAAGUAAAAACGAGGUCUGUCCCUCCAUUCAUCAGGUCUGUUUAAUAAAUGAAGAAAUAACAGGAACGUUGUGAUCGAUGCAUUCAUGUCAAAUUCUAUCGAGUGCAUUCUGUAUAUAAACACGUGAAAUAAUCACAUCCCACAUCUAUUCCACUUGUAUUUCUUAUCAACAGAUACAACAAGAACUAUAUUGAUAUCGGGUGUACAUAGAGGACAACGCCAUGCGUUUUACAUCUGUGGUGUUAAUUCAACACCCAAUGGUGUUAUUCUAACAUUUUUGGUGUUAUGUCCAAACUCUAAGGUAGUAAUUUUAAUACCUGAAGGUGUAGUCCUCUACUAAAACCGACUGGUGUCAAUUUUAACACCCCAGUUUUUACAGUGUAUGUCGUCUAUCUAUUUUAUUGUACAUCGGAUUUGAUGUUUUGCAUUAUCACUUCAAUAAUAAUAAUGUUAUACACUAUUACCAUAUAUUUAACCAUAACUGUGGCAAGAAGAAGCACUAUUUGUUGUGAUGUAAAUUAUGGUAAUGCUAUUACGCCCUACCUAUACAAGUGAUGACGAUCCUUAAUGUAUAAUUUUAUUGCAUCAUUUGGGUAAAGAAUUUUCUACCGAGGAGAAUGAUACUAAUUAGAUCUUUGAAUUUGAUUGAGUAGUGUUGAUUCAUGUCGUUUCUUUAAAUAAAGUCAUUUUCAAAUUUCGAAUGUUCGGGGGGAGCCCAUUGAUGCAUGCAAACAAAAGAAAAACUGAAAUCGGAAAACGGACGCAUGUUACACGCCAUUCCCGACACAAGUACUCCUAUAUAUUGGUCGCUAAAAGCAUGCGAAAUUUGAAAAUGAUUGUAUUAAAAGAAACGGGCAUAGAAUCAAAAUUACUGAACCAUUUACAACAAUCUUGGCAUCAUUCUCUUUGGUCUUUGGUAGAAAAUGAUUUAUCCAAUAAUGUAAAACCAAAUAUGUAGCUUUUGAAUUAAGGCAAGCAUACUGAAAAAUCUUCGUUCCACUUUAUUUCUGGGACACCUGGUAUAAUCCGCUGUAUGACCCACAACGUGUAAAAUCUCUCGUUGCUGUUUGAAUUACCGUUUUCAGUCUCCCUGUCCAUGUCAUGACCUGAAUGGCCAAGAAUGGCCGCAGUUCUGAUGCCAAGAUUCUUCCAUCUGCGCACCUGGUCCAGCAUUAGACUUUUAAGCGGACUUACUACGAGGGUUAUGUGUGUUUUCUGUGGAUUCAGCUGUAAAAAAAAAAAAAAAGAAGAAGAUUAAUGCAUGCACAGGUUUUAGUUUAUCAUACAUUUGUAAAGGUAACUAUAUAACUGUGUUUGUUAGUUAUAUAUUUUAGACAGUGAAUAUGAAUGUUAUUAGUUUCUUCAAUUUUCUUUUUGGUUAAAUAUAAUCAUAUUCACUAUGCUGCAGGAUGGGAAUGGGGAGGGGGGGGGGGGGGCUGGUCCCACCAAUCUUAUUUUAUUGAUUAUUAUUAUAUCUUUAAGUGAUCAUUUUAAGACCGAUUGUGAUUGGGACAAAACCAGUACAUUUUCCAGCAGCUCUGCCUAAUUUUGAAACCUUAAUUUUAUAUUUUAUUUUCAUUCAUUUAUGUGUGUUAUUGUUUGUUUUUUUGUAUUUGUUUUUGUUUUUUGUUUUUUUUGGCUGGUCUUGCAUCCACAUAAUUAUGGGAAGUAUGCCGUUCCGUUCCUUAUUUGGGCCUGGUAUCUCAUUGCAUGAUCAGACGGACUUUUUAAGGCCCGCUAUCCGAUGAAUGUAUACUGUAUGCAUGCAAAUAAAAUAAUGAUCUGAAAUUAGACCAGCAUGAA